AACAAGCCCCUGAAGACUUCCUACAGAUACUGAGUGAUUGUGUGAUAAUACAUGCAUUUGAACCUCAUUUAAAUGAACACAAUGCACACUGUUGAAACAAAUAUUUUCUGAGUUGUAAAGUUCCUUUAUGCAUAAAUAAUAUUUGAGACUUUCCUCAAAAACAGUUCCUUUCUGCAUAAAUACUGGCCACACAAACAGAUGAGGAACACAACGCAGGAGAGUUGACAUCGUGACAACACCGAAACUCUCCAAAAGUGUAAAUGGAAAUAUAGAAAAACUUGGGAAAUAUACAGAGAAGAUGGGAAUAGCAACUGAAAACAUCUAUGAAAAUUAUGAUGUUACAAGCGGUAAAUUCGAAAAAGAGACCACGGAUUGUAACACAAUGAGAAUCCAGUCAUUUGAACUCACAGGAGCUGAAGGUGUGAAGAUCAGAAGCUCCAGAGCAGCUGCAGUGUGUUUGAUGCUCCUGUGUGUUCUUCUGCUGACCGCAGUCAUAGUGCUGUGUGUCAUGUUCACUGGAGAGAGACAGCGGCUCAUAUCCAAGAAUGACAACCUCACUGAUGAGAAAGACCAGCUCAUAUUCAUGUUCACUGGAGAGAGACAGCAGCUCAUAUCCAAGAAUGACAACCUCACUGAUGAGAAAGACCAGCUCAUAUUCAAAAAUGAGAAUCUGACUAGAGAGAGAGACCAGCUAAAACAGGAGAAAAGAGAUCUUCAGAGGAGUCUUGGUAAAAUGGAUGGAUGGACUUACUAUCAGUCCAGUCUUUACUUCAUUUCCUCUGAGUUGAAGAGCUGGAAUGAGAGCAGAAGAUACUGUAGAGACAGAGGAGCAGACCUGAUCAUCAUCAACAACACAACGCAACAAGAGUUUGUGAACAGGAUUUAUGGCAAUACUGUAAUCUGGAUUGGUCUGAGUAAAGUGGAUGGCAGAUGGAAAUGGGUUGAUGGCAGCGCACUGAACUCUGGGUUCUGGGCAUAUGCAGAGCCAAAUGGAUAUAUAGGACAGUACUGUGCUCUAAGUUAUUCCACACGGUGGUAUUAUGCUUUAUGUGAUAAUGCUUAUAGAUGCAUCUGUGAGAAGAGUAUUUUACCCAAUAUACUGCCCUAGAAACAUCACACACUUUGUUAUAUCCAAAUUUAACAUUGCAAUAAUUUCUUGAACUGCUGAUGAAAAUUAAAUAUAUUUCAAUAAAUACCUAAAUAGUACUUUACAAACACACAUGCAUAAUUAAUUGGCCUAUUAUUGGACAGCUGUUUGUUUUGUGUUUAUUAUGUAAUAAACCAUCUUUAAACUCUUUGUUUUGAAUACACAUAUAUUCUUUAUUAUUAAUUCUAAAAUAUUCCCUCUCUCUCUCUCUAUUAUAUAUAUAUGGAAAUCUGAAUAUAUGAAAGUCUGAAUAUAUGAAAUUAAAGUUAUAUUCAAUGAAAACUGACAUCAUCAAAGCACCAUCUUGUGUUUUUC
Messenger RNA from Megalobrama amblycephala (Wuchang bream), 1462 nucleotides. Its product is annotated as CD209 antigen-like protein C. NCBI's taxonomy places the organism in Eukaryota, Metazoa, Chordata, Actinopteri, Cypriniformes, Xenocyprididae. The record is from RefSeq and is a predicted model, not a curated record. The coding region runs from base 299 to 1108 and encodes 269 amino acids. The transcript is spliced from 5 exons.